This is a messenger RNA of Bursaphelenchus okinawaensis, 1049 nucleotides long. NCBI's taxonomy places the organism in Eukaryota, Metazoa, Nematoda, Chromadorea, Rhabditida, Aphelenchoididae. The record is from the annotation of a GenBank genome assembly.
AUGUUUAAUUUGUUAGGUGGAGCGCAAAAGAAGUUUAACACUUUGCUGGAGCAAGUUGUACCUAAACAGGAAUCGGGAAGUCAAGAAGAGGGAACGAACACAGCUCCAGAAGAGACCACCCCUGAAGAAAGUGGUACUAGUUCAACAGCCUUAUUUUCGGGUAUAGUGCACUUAUUGUUCUUGUGAAUCCUAGUUUUAUUUUUUUAGAAACAUUUGGAAGUUAUCUACGAUUCGCCUCACAGAACUUGGAAAUUGCCCAGAAGAAUGCCGCCAAAUUGACUAACUUGGUGAAGGAAAACUUGGAUAAUGUAAGUAUCUAUAGUUGCCUUCCAUUAUUAUUCAUUUAAUUUUAAUAAAACAUGUUUUCAGACAAUCUUGGGACAGCUAACCGAAGAGCAAAAGUUAUUCGAAAAGCAAGUUAGUGCCUCUGUUGAUGUAGAUAUUCCGUUCCGUGAAGUGUUGGAACACGAUGAGGUCAAGAAACAGAUACUGAACUUGUCUCAAGAUCAGAAGGCCUUUCUCGAAGAUGCGCCGGUUGUAGACGAAGAGCUUACCAUAGCCAAGAUAGAAGCCAUGGCAGCAUUCUUCGUGACAUACGACCCCAGGAUUCUGGACAUACGAUUUGAAUUGGUACCGAAGAAGAUAACAGAAGAACGGUUUUGGAGAAACUACUUUUACAGAGUCAACCUGAUUUGCAAAGCCAAUGAAAAUAGUAUGCGCGAGAAGAAAGAAGCCAAAGAGGAGCAGGAAAAGGAAGUUGAAGUAGAGGAGAAAACAGAAGAAAAUGAAGAAGAAACAACCGAAGAAGAAAAGAAACCAGAAAAAGAGAAGGAUGAUGGUAGGUUUUAAUUGUUUAUGAUUAUAUCAUAAAACGAUAUUUUUACAAAAAUCAUAUUUUGCUAUAUUGUGAUGGUUUAGAAGAUUGGGAGUCCGAGUUCUUGAACGACAUGCCUGAUUACGAGGUGGUGAAGGACGGGAAGUCCGAGGAACAGUGGAACGAGGAGCUGGACGAGCUUCUUGACGAGUGUUCCGAGGAAAAGACCGCGUAA